Messenger RNA from Stomoxys calcitrans (stable fly), 3635 nucleotides. RefSeq names its product ATP-dependent RNA helicase bel (gene bel). The coding region runs from base 487 to 2829 and encodes 780 amino acids. Gene Ontology annotation, biological process: cell differentiation; gamete generation. Gene Ontology annotation, cellular component: P granule; nucleus. The transcript is spliced from 3 exons. The record is from RefSeq and is a predicted model, not a curated record. Gene Ontology annotation, molecular function: RNA binding; ATP binding; RNA helicase activity. Lineage: Eukaryota; Metazoa; Arthropoda; Insecta; Diptera; Muscidae.
GCCUACACCAGUGAGUAGCGAACAAUCCAUUACCUUUUUUUCACGCGUUGGGAAAAUUAAAGUGUUUCUGAAUUUCUGCUACGGAUAAUUGUAACGCAGAGAUAUUUGCAUUUCUGCAAUAAAAAACAUUAAAAAAAGAAAAAGAUUUUAUUUAGAAAUAGAAAAACGUUAAAAUAAUUCACAAAUUUUCUUCGCUAAGCAAGAAAUAAACGAAUUAAAUUGAUUUUUCUAUAUAUAUACGUGCGUGUGUGUGUAUAUGUGACUAUACGGAAUUUUUCAUUUGCUUUUGUGUGAUAGAUGAUUGAUACAUAACUUUUUCUUAUAUACUCGACACCACGAAAAACGGAUUAAAUAAAAAAAAACUAUAUACUAUUUAUCUGAAAAACAAAGACUAAUAAGUACUAACUAUAUUGAUAAAAGAAAUAAUUGCGAAAAUUUCCUAAACGGAAAAGCACCGAAAAAAUUAGAAACUGAUUGGAAAGUAAUAUGAGUAAUGCUAUUAACCAAAAUGGCACAGGUCUAGAGCAGCAAGUUGCUGGUCUGGACUUGAAUGGCGGCAGAGCUAACAGCAGCCCCAUAACAACAAAAAGUUCUCUUUCUUCAAGCCAAGCAGAUAUUUAUGUGCCACCACAAUUAAGAGGUGACACGAAUUUCGCACCCCUAGCUUCAAAUUCAAACGAUUCACGUUACGAAUCCCGAGGCGGUGGAGGAAAAUUCGAUAACAGAGGUGGAGAUCGUGAUCAACAGCAACAACGUGGUGGAGAAUAUCGUCGAGGAGGCGGUGGUCGCAACUUUAAUUCACGUGGUGAUCGUCAAAGUGGUGAUUUUAGUAACUUUAGCGGCCGUCGUGGUGGUGGAAGAUACGAGGAUAAUUAUAACGGUGAAAACGAUUCGAGACGAGGAGGAGACGAUUGGAAUCGCGGAGGAGGAAGAUCUCAAAACAAUAGAAACUACGAUCGCCGAGAGGACGGAGGUAGCAACAACUAUCGUGGUCGUGGCAGUGACCGACGCAAUGGUCCAAACGAUGAAGCGCCUCGUAACAAUCGUUGGCAGGAGCCAGAACGUCGCCCAGAAGACACAGAACGCGGUGUUGAGGAACAACAAGGUGGUGGUGGUGGAGGCAGCGGUGGCGGAGGUGGUGAACGCCGAUAUGGAGGUCGAUGGAAUGAUGAACGCCGCGGCGAUAUUGAUUACACCAAAUUGGGGCCGCGCGACGAGCGCCUUGAAGCCGAGCUAUUCGGCGUCGGUAAUACCGGCAUCAAUUUUGACAAAUACGAGGAUAUACCCGUGGAAGCGACGGGCAAAAGUGUCCCGGCCAACAUCACAUCCUUCGAUGAUGUGCAGUUGACAGAAAUUAUUCGCCAUAAUGUACAAAUGGCUAGAUAUGACAAACCGACACCGGUACAAAAGUACGCGAUUCCAAUUAUUAUAAAUGGACGCGAUUUGAUGGCUUGCGCCCAAACCGGUUCAGGCAAAACGGCUGCCUUUUUAUUGCCGAUAUUGAAUCAAAUGUAUGAGCAUGGAAUACCGCCACCACCCCAAAACACUCGUGGCUAUAACCGUCGCAAGCAGUAUCCAUUGGGUUUGGUGCUGGCACCAACUCGUGAAUUGGCAACACAGAUAUUCGAAGAGGCCAAAAAAUUUGCCUAUCGCUCUCGCAUGCGCCCCGCAGUUUUGUAUGGUGGUAAUAAUACCACCGAACAGAUGCGUGAAUUGGACCGAGGAUGCCAUUUGAUUGUGGCCACUCCUGGACGCUUGGAAGACAUGAUAACCAGAGGCAAAGUAUGUUUGGACAAUAUUCGUUUUUUGGUUUUGGAUGAGGCCGAUCGAAUGUUGGACAUGGGUUUUGAACCCCAAAUCAGACGCAUUGUUGAAGAAUCGAAUAUGCCGGGGCGAGGACAACGUCAAACUCUUAUGUUCUCGGCCACCUUCCCAAAACAAAUACAAGAGUUGGCAUCUGAUUUCUUGAGUAAUUACAUUUUCUUGGCUGUGGGUCGUGUGGGUUCCACAUCGGAGAAUAUAACGCAAACUAUUUUGUGGGUUCAUGAACAGGACAAACGUUCGUAUCUACUGGACUUGUUAGAAACCAUACGUGCUGGCACUGAAAACUUUAAGGAUUCUCUAACGCUGAUCUUCGUUGAGACGAAAAAGGGCGCUGAUGCUUUGGAAGAGUUCUUGUAUCAGUGUAAUCAUCCCGUCACCUCCAUUCACGGCGAUCGUACGCAGAAGGAACGCGAGGAAGCCUUGCGUUGUUUCCGUUCGGGAGAUUGUCCCAUUUUGGUGGCCACCGCUGUAGCCGCUCGUGGCUUAGACAUUCCUCAUGUAAAGCAUGUUAUUAAUUUCGAUUUGCCCUCAGAUGUUGAGGAAUAUGUGCAUCGUAUUGGUCGUACCGGACGUAUGGGCAAUCUCGGUGUAGCCACUUCCUUCUUUAACGACAAGAAUCGUAAUAUUUGUUCAGAUCUGGUUGAGCUAUUGAUUGAAACGAAACAAGAAUUGCCUAGUUUCUUGGAGGAUAUGAUGGCAUCCGAUAAAUCAUAUGGCGGCAACAAGCGUCGAGGUGGCGGAGGCAAUCGUUAUGGCGGUGGUUUUGGAUCACGAGAUUACCGUCAACAAUCGGGCGGCGGCGGAGGCAGCCGUGGCAGCAACAAUCGUUCUUCAGGAGGCAAUCACGGAGGCGGUGGUUCCUACCGUAGCAAUGGCAAUUCCUAUGGAGGCGGUGGUGGUGGUGGUGGCGGCGGCGGUUACUAUGGUAGCAGCAGUUAUGGAAAUGAUGGCGGCAAUUAUGGAGGAAAUUCCUCGUCUGGUCCUGAUUGGUGGGGAGGUCAGUAAGCCCACACGAUAAGAAAACAGCCCGAAAGAAGAGAAACAGAUAACGAAAACUUCGAGGAAACCCACAAAAUAGAAUUUAAAAAGAAGAAGAAAUCAGUGAAUAUAUAGAAAAUAAACACACAAAUUAUAGUUGAUCCCAUAAAAUAUCAGAUAAAAUUACACACAAAGAAAAACCUAAAACGCGAAAUCGAACAGUAAAAAACGCAAAACAAUAUAAGCAAAAAUCUUUUUUGAAAUACAUACAUAUAUUACAAGAAUAUAUAUAAAUAUGAAAACAUACUUUAUUUAAUGAAACAGCAAAAAUAUUUUUUUCCUAUUUUUUUUAUUAUUAUUAGUUUUCUUUAUUGAUGAUAUUGGUAUAAUACCAAAAAAAAACACAACAGCAACAUAUAUUGCAACAAAAUACCUUUGAAUCUACUUUAAAUACAUUUUUACCAUCAUUAAAAUUAUUAUAUUAAAUAUAAUUUUCUAUCUUACAACAAACACUACACACACUUCCCCCAACUCCAACACACACACCUCCAUCCCUUAACAAUAUCCAAAAUGAGAAAAAUUGAGAUAGCAAAAAAUUUAUCAAAUCCAUAUAAAUUUUCAAUUAUAAAAUCUAUUUUACUUCAAAUUCUUCUCUCACUCAACACCAGACAAUUCUGAAAGGAAUAAAGCAACAAAAACAUUAUUUAAAUAAUCUUAAAAAAAAACAACAAAAAUAUGAAUGUUUUAAAUUGAACUUUGAAAAACACAAGAAAAAGCCAAUCGCUAACUAAAAAACAAUAAAAUAUAGAAAAAAAACCGAAAAAACCAUAAAA